Rubroshorea leprosula is the source of this 490-nucleotide messenger RNA. Lineage: Eukaryota; Viridiplantae; Streptophyta; Magnoliopsida; Malvales; Dipterocarpaceae. The record is from the annotation of a GenBank genome assembly.
UGAUAACUCUUCAGGGAGUUCUGGAAGGUAAACAUGACAAAGCCAUUGAGGAGUCCCUGGAUCAACACCAGAUUUCUAAAGACGGAUGGUGGUCAUCACUUUACAAAAUGGUUGAAGGUCUUGCUGUCAUGAGCAGACUGGCUCGGAACAGGCUCCACAACUCGGAAUAUGGUUUUGAAGACAGAUCAAUUGACUGGGACCGAGCAGAAAUGUAGGCUGCAAUACUAUCUGUCCAGUUUAUAUUGUCACGAGUGAUGCAUUUCUCCCUUACAACAGAAGCACAUUCAAGCUUGCAGGCUAUCUCGAACGGUUAAACAAAUCAAUCAUGUAGUUCAUAACAGAUUGGCGUUUUCACCCUGAAUGCAUGCAUUAACUCAGAUCAACUCUGUAGGGUGUUAAACCAUGUUGACCAUCCGAACAAUUAUUGAAGUCUUAUCCUAUGUUGUCCGCGUUCCACUGCCAACCAAAAAUUUGUGGUCCAAACAAUUCA